This is a messenger RNA of Ruditapes philippinarum (Manila clam), 2397 nucleotides long. Its product is annotated as tRNA modification GTPase GTPBP3, mitochondrial-like. The record is from RefSeq and is a predicted model, not a curated record. Gene Ontology annotation, molecular function: GTP binding; protein binding; GTPase activity. The transcript has 9 exons. Gene Ontology annotation, biological process: tRNA wobble uridine modification; tRNA methylation. NCBI's taxonomy places the organism in Eukaryota, Metazoa, Mollusca, Bivalvia, Venerida, Veneridae. Bases 455 to 2344 code for a protein of 629 amino acids. Gene Ontology annotation, cellular component: mitochondrion; cytoplasm.
AAAAUAAAUCCUAUCAGCAGAUACUCAUGUAUGAGUAAUCUAUUCACUGUUGUGACCAGUCUCAUCCGAUGAUCGGCUGUAAUUUAUCGCUUAUGAGAUAAAUUGCUCCAGGAACUAUAACUCCAGUGUCACAAGUUUGAAACCUAAGUUGAGCCUGCACAUCUGUACAGACUGACCAGACUCUAUAUUGUUUGCUAACCAAGUUGGACAAGUCUAUUGAGGUAUGGAUCAUAUUAGCUAAUAAAAAAUAUCUUUUAACUUCCUUGAGAGAUAAAUGCGUUCAACAGGAAGCUGUUUGUAGGUAUAAAGGAUUGAAUGAAGAUAAAAACAAGUAACUUUUGACUACAAAUGAAAUAUAUCUUAAAGGAGAAUUUAAAACACUAUGAAUAGAAUACAUCGGAUAAAUGUUUUUUGAUAGCUUGGUUAUUUUAUUAAGACAUCAUACUUAUUGAAAAUGUGCACAAAGCUUCAUGUGUCAGCAUACACAAGAAACUUACAUAUUUUAUCUUAUAGUCUUAGCGGGAAUUUAGUACCAGGCUUCUACUUCAAACACUUUACAACUAUUUGUUAUACGCCAUAUAAAUAUUUACUAAAACAUGAGAGACUUCAGCUUACAGCUGACAUUCAGAGGUCAAUGAGGUCAUAUAGUGACACCGUUAAUUAUAAUUCAACAAACAAUUCGUCUACAAUAUUCUCGUUAUCAUCUGGCCAUGGUAAAUGUGGUGUGGCAGUUGUAAGGAUUUCAGGACCAUGUGCUUUACAUGCCUUAACAUUGAUUGCGCAAUUGAAGCAUGCUGCAAAACCAAGGGAAGCAACUCUUAAGAAAUUGAUUGAUCCAGAAACAGGAGUAGUUAUUGACAAGGGACUUGUCAUUGCAUUCCCAGGGCCUCAUAGUUUUACUGGAGAAGACUGUGUUGAGUUUCAAGUACAUGGAGGCCCGGCAGUGGUGACAGCUAUACUGUCAGCAUUGCAUAAAAUACCAGGCUGUAGGCAAGCAGAACCAGGGGAAUUUACAAAAAGAGCAUUUAUGAAUGAUAAGAUGGACCUGACCGAGGUGGAGGGUUUAGGAGAUCUGAUACAUGCAGAGACUGAGGCCCAGCAUAGACAAGCCCUCAGACAAAUGGAGGGUGACCUCAGUAAACUGUACAGUAAAUGGAGGGCAGCAUUCAUUAAGUGUGCUGCAGAUCUAGAAGCUUUCAUUGACUUCAGUGAGGAUCAAGAUAUAGAAGAACAUGUUUUAGAACAUGUUAAACACAGUGUACAGUCACUACAAGAUGACAUAAAGAACCAUCUUAAUGAUAAGAGACAAGGUGAAAGAUUGCGUGAAGGUGUACAUGUUGUUAUCAUUGGAGAACCAAAUGUGGGCAAGAGCAGUUUACUCAAUGCUAUUUGUCAGAGGCCGGCAGCUAUAGUAACUGAUAUAGCAGGUACAACUAGAGAUCUUAUAGAAACUCAUAUAAAUAUAGGAGGCUAUCCUGUCUUACUGAGUGAUACUGCUGGACUCAGAGAAACUCAAGAUAUUGUAGAGAUUGAGGGGGUUAAUAGAGCUCUUAAAAGAGCAAAUGAAGCAGAUGUUAAAAUAGUUGUACUUGACGUAUCUAGUCACAAAUUCAACAAUGUUAUGAAUACAGCAGAUUUUUUAUCAAAUUAUUUCGCUAAACUUGGUUUAAAAAGUACAGUAGAGGAAUCAAAUAAUGUUAUUCCAGACUCAGCAUCUAAUAAUUUUGGAAAUAUAGUUCAAGAAAGCUUAUGUGAUAAUAUUGGAAAUGAAUUUAAAGAUUUUUCAAAUACUAUUAUUGUCUUUAACAAAGUUGAUUUAGCUAGAAACCGUAAUUAUUCCGAGGUUUUAAAAGCAUUUAGUACAUGUAAUAGUGAUAAAUUAGGUAAAAGAAAUAAUGUUUGUGAAAAUCUUGAAACUUUUAAAUAUGAUAUUUCUAAUGAUAAACAAUGUGAUAUAAAUAACAACAUUGAUGUUAACCUUGACCUUAGAGAUGAAAGUAAAGGGUCAAGAGAAGGUCAAAUGUCAGCAGCAGUGUGUUUAAUUUCAUGUGUUACUGGAGAGGGGAUGGAUAAUUUCCUGGAUAUUCUAAAAACGAUGGUAGCUGUCAUGUGCGGAAAUCCUCUGAGUGAUCAUCCGAGUUUAACACAAGCUCGGCACCGUUCUCACCUGACCAAGUGUCUCAGCCACCUAGAGCAAUAUCAUAUGAUGUCAGAACACAGAGACGUUGUUCUCGCUUCAGAAGCAUUACGAUGUGCCCUCACAGAAAUUGGAAAAAUUACCGGGAAAAUCUCAUCGGAAGAAAUUCUUGAUGUUAUAUUUAGAGAUUUUUGCAUAGGAAAAUGAAAAACCAAAUGUUUUUACAACAUAUAAGUGCUGGUUGAUCUUUCUUCUUUUUU